Messenger RNA from Mya arenaria, 564 nucleotides. RefSeq lists its product as uncharacterized. The transcript has 6 exons. Lineage: Eukaryota; Metazoa; Mollusca; Bivalvia; Myida; Myidae. The coding region runs from base 1 to 564 and encodes 187 amino acids. The record is from RefSeq and is a predicted model, not a curated record.
AUGGCUUUGACACUUUUUGCAUUGGUUUCACUCGCUGUGGCGACUUUCGCAACAACAGAGGUAAACCACUUGAUACAGACGGACGGCCAGGGCCAAGUUGUGCAUAUGGACGUGAUCCAUGACGAAGACGCCAAAACCGUCAUGGCAAUCGUUGGAGACGUAUCCCAGUACGCGAACGGGAUACAGACCGUCAACUUCCACGACUACAACACGGGCUACGGUGUUCUGAAAAAUAUCAACAAGCAAAUCUGCCUUCUGACGCAGCCGUUGGUUCCGAUGCAGCCGACGUGGAAAUACAAAAUGGGUAUAACAAAUGAAGUUCAUUACCACACCAUGAAAAUUAAUCCAACAAAAAUGACAAAUGAUGAAGUCUUGACCCUUGCUGGACCAAACAUAGCAACAUUCUGCCACGAUUAUGGAACGUACUAUGCGGUAGCCACAUCAGUCGCUAGCGCAAAGAGAGAUGCUGUAGAUGCUGCAGGUCCUGAACAAAUGCAGCGUGCUUGGUGCGUUUUCUCAUCGUGUAUCGUCGAUUCGCAGGUGUACGGACAAUUGUCAGCUUAG